This is a messenger RNA of Rattus norvegicus (Norway rat), 1681 nucleotides long. It is a transcript of the gene Hpgd, whose product is annotated as 15-hydroxyprostaglandin dehydrogenase. NCBI's taxonomy places the organism in Eukaryota, Metazoa, Chordata, Mammalia, Rodentia, Muridae. The record is from RefSeq and is marked provisional. Gene Ontology annotation, cellular component: cytoplasm; cytosol; basolateral plasma membrane. The transcript is spliced from 7 exons. Gene Ontology annotation, molecular function: 15-hydroxyicosatetraenoate dehydrogenase activity; NAD+ binding; identical protein binding. Bases 20 to 820 code for a protein of 266 amino acids. Gene Ontology annotation, biological process: parturition; ductus arteriosus closure; negative regulation of cell cycle.
CGCAGAGACACGACCCGCCAUGCACGUGAACGGCAAAGUGGCCCUGGUGACCGGCGCGGCUCAAGGCAUAGGCAAAGCCUUCACUGAGGCUCUGCUGCUCCAUGGUGCCAAGGUAGCAUUGGUGGAUUGGAAUCUUGAGACAGGUGUAAAAUGUAAAGCGGCCCUGGAUGAGCAGUUCGAACCUCAGAAGACACUGUUCAUCCAGUGUGAUGUGGCUGACCAAAAACAACUGAGAGAUACUUUUAGAAAAGUUGUAGACCAUUUUGGAAGAUUGGAUAUUUUGGUCAACAACGCAGGAGUGAACAAUGAGAAAAACUGGGAACAGACUCUACAAAUUAACUUGGUUUCUGUUAUCAGUGGGACCUAUCUUGGUUUGGAUUACAUGAGUAAGCAAAAUGGAGGUGAAGGUGGCAUCAUCAUCAAUAUUUCUUCAAUAGCAGGGCUCAUGCCUGUUGCACAGCAACCUGUUUAUUGUGCCUCAAAGCAUGGCAUAAUCGGAUUCACACGCUCAGCAGCGAUGGCUGCUAACCUUAUGAAAAGCGGUGUGAGACUGAAUGUCAUUUGUCCAGGCUUUGUGAAAACACCCAUCCUUGAAUCCAUUGAAAAAGAAGAAAAUAUGGGGCAAUAUAUAGAAUAUACGGACCAGAUCAAGGCUAUGAUGAAAUUCUAUGGAAUUUUGGACCCAUCAGCCAUUGCCAAUGGAUUAAUAAAUCUCAUUGAAGAUGAUGCUCUCAAUGGUGCCAUUAUGAAGAUCACGGCCUCGAAAGGAAUUCAUUUCCAAGAUUAUGACCUCUUUCCAUCCUUUUCGAAAGCCCCAUGAGCUUCUUCACCAUCAGUCAUAACUGACAAUCAGCACAAGUGACUCACUCAGACUGCAGCUCUACUAAUACAGCUUUUUCAAUGGAAUGACGCAGGAUGAAAUCUACCUUCACAUAUCUGAUGUUAAUAUUCUUCCAAAUGAUUAGUUGAAUGUAUAGUUAAAGAUUAUGAUAAGCUAGCAAAAAGCGCAGUGCAAACCAAAACUGGGUUAUAACCUAUAUGAAGACAAAACAAAGGAGAUUCAAAAGACAUUCUGCCUUUCAGAAAACAUAUUUAUGACAGUUCCUCAUACAUAUUAAUGGUUUUCAGGAAGUCUUCUUAAAGGAGAUACUUGAAUUGUUAUUUAAGUCAAAGCAGACUUUAAAUGACUCACUUUGUGUGUUUGCACUUCAAAAGGGGGAAGCUCCUUUACAAUGGAAAUAUUUAGUAAUGAAAGUGUGCACUCGCUCUGCAAGCUAAACAUUUCAACUCUUUGAAGUAGUGCUGUAUUUGUGGGCCAGUGUUAGGGAAUGAAUUCCAGUGUAGCCAUGUCCCAGUGACAAGUCUGUUCUAUGGGAAUAUGAUCCUGUUAUUAACACUGGAAAUUCACAGUUCAGCCUCAAAUCAAGGAAGAUGAUUUAUUUCUGAAUUUAAAAUUUGUAAUGGACUCCAAAACACUCAGGAAUGAAACUUUUAACAGUCAUAGCAAAAUAGGGGUGGAUGUAAAUUUAUAUAUAUAUAUAUAUAUAUAUAUAUAUAUAUAUAUAUAUAUAAUAUGCGUAUUAUAAAAUGAUACAAAUGUAUUUUCCAGAUUAUUUCUCUGUUGAUUUAUACCAAUUUCAAAAGUGCCUCUCUUUCAAUAAAACUCUUGUAUUCAAAUUCA